GUAAACGUUACCCCUGGAAACGAAGAGGAAAAUAGCAGCGGCGCCCGGAUCCCCUCCCCCCUCGCCUCCAGAUCACAUCACCGUCGCCUCCGCCUCCAAAUCCAUUCCUAGGCUGGUGCUGCUGCUGCGAGCUCGCUCGGGUUGGGCUCAGGGCUCUAGGGUUUCGCCUCCCCGCUCCCUGUUCUCAUCGCCGUGGAGCUUGGCCCGUCGGGUUAGGGUUGGCACGCGGCUGCGGGGUCCGUGGGGUUGGGGUGCGGCCGAUGCGGCGAUCGCCGGCGAUCGGGAGGCUGUAGCAGCGGCGGGGGAGGGGGAUCUCCCGGGAGGAUUCUCCGGCGAUGGCCGCGGACGCGCUCACCAUCAUCCCGGGCGCCGUGCUGCGGAAUCUCUCCGACAAGCUCUACGAGAAGCGGAAGAACGCCGCGCUUGAGAUUGAGGGGAUCGUGAAGCAGCUCGCAACGGCUGGGGAGCAUGAGAAGAUUUCAGCGGUCAUCACGCUGCUCACCAACGAUUUCACCUACUCGCCGCAGGCAAACCAUCGGAAGCAGGGUGGGUUGAUUGGCCUUGCAGCAGUUACCGUCGGACUCACCAGUGAAGCAGCUCAGCAUCUCGAGCAAAUUGUGCCUCCUGUGCUUAGUUCUUUCAUGGACCAAGAUAGCAGAGUGCGCUACUAUGCUUGUGAAGCACUAUACAACAUAGCAAAGGUUGUAAGAGGGGAUUUUAUCAUCUACUUCAACAAGAUUUUCGAUGCGUUAUGCAAGCUUUCUGCAGAUUCUGAUGCUAAUGUGCAGAGUGCAGCUCAUCUUCUUGACAGGCUUGUCAAGGAUAUCGUAACUGAGAGUGAUCAGUUCAGCAUCGAAGAAUUCAUACCGCUCUUGAGAGAGCGCAUGAAUGUGUUGAACCCUUAUGUGAGACAAUUUUUGGUGGGGUGGAUAACAGUGUUGGACAGUGUUCCUGAUAUUGACAUGCUUGGUUUCCUUCCUGAUUUUCUCGAUGGUUUAUUCAAUAUGCUUAGUGAUUCCAGUCAUGAGAUAAGGCAGCAAGCCGAUGCAGCACUUUCAGAGUUUCUGCAGGAGAUAAAGAACUCACCAAAUGUAGAUUAUGGUCGUAUGGCUGAAAUACUUGUUCGGAGGGCAGGCUCUACUGAUGAAUUCACUCGGUUGACGUCUAUCACAUGGAUCAACGAGUUUGUGAAGCUUGGUGGGGAACAACUCGUUCCUUACUAUGCUGAUAUAUUGGGCGCUAUCUUACCAUGCAUAUCUGACGAGGAGGAGAAAAUCCGAGUGGUUGCACGUGAAACAAAUGAGGAACUUCGUGCUAUAAAAGCUGAUCCAGCUGAGGGAUUUGAUAUCGGAGCAAUUCUUUCAAUUGGAAAAAGAGAAUUGAAUAGUGAACAUGAGGCCACUCGAAUUGAAGCAUUACAUUGGUUCUCCACUCUGCUGGCUCGGUACCGUGUUGAGUUCUUGGCGUACCUGGAUGAUAUUUUCGAUCCACUUCUAAAUGCACUUUCUGAUCCUUCAGAUGCGGUCGUCCUAUUAGUAUUGGAAGUUCAUGCAUGUAUAGCUGAAGAGCCUCACCACUUCCAUCAUCUUGUAUCUUACCUAAUCCGCACCUUCCACAACAAUCAUGUUCUGCUGGAGAAGCGUGGUGCUUUGAUAGUCCGUCGACUCUGUGUUCUUCUGGGUGCUGAAAAAGUAUAUCGGGAGUUCUCCACUAUUCUUGAGAGUGAAAUUGACCUUGAUUUUGCAUCCGUCAUGGUUCAGGCUUUGAAUUUGAUUUUGCUCACAUCAACUGAACUUGGUGAGCUCCGCUCUCUUCUUAAGAAGUCGUUAGUGGAUUCCUGUGGCAAGGACUUGUUUCAGUCAUUAUAUGCUUCGUGGUGCCACUCUCCAAUGGCUACGAUUAGCUUGUGUUUACUUGCUCAGGCAUACAGUCACGCGAGCUGUGUUAUUCAGUCUCUGGGAGAAGAAGACAUAAAUGUUAAAUUUUUGGUUCAAUUAGAUAAAUUGAUCCGUCUCUUGGAGACUCCAGUAUUUGCUUACUUGCGUUUACAGCUUCUUGAGCCUGGAAAACACACCUGGCUUCUGAAAACUCUUUAUGGUCUCCUGAUGCUGUUGCCUCAGCAAAGUGCGGCCUUCAAGAUCUUGAGGACUCGACUGAAGACUGUGCCGUUCAGUGAAAAUAUUAAGCGCACAUCUUCAGCAAAUCCGUACUCUCAGAUUCUGCAAGUGACAGAAGACGGCAGUCGAAACCAAGACACACAGAACUAUAGUGCAAUCAAUUUCCCAUCCCUUCUCCUGCAAUUUGAAAAUAUGCAGCAGCAGCACCGAAACCAUUUAAAGGGUCAACUGCAAUCCCGCAAAUCUGCUUCAGCUGCAACAUUAUCGCAGGAGAUACAAAGAUAUGAAGAAGCACAUUCCUCUUCGCUAUCAGAGAUUAGCAGGCUCCCAUCAGGAGCACCCAAAGGCAUUUCAUGAUGCAUUUGGUUACUCGGGAUGUGUGAUAUAUUUGCCGGACGCAUCAUCACAAAUCUGUUGGGGCUUUGGUUAGUCUCCUUGAUUUUUUCAAAGGAGGUUGCAUAGGGUAAAUAGAGUGUAAUCUUUUUUGUUUCAUUCCUAGAUUUUGUCAAGGAAUGACAAUUAUUUGUUGGAGAAAGCUCGUUUCCCCGCUCUAGUCAUUCUUAUUUUUUUCCUAGCCGUUUCACUGCUCAUCUGGUUUCUGUAAUUUUUCAAUUGAAGGCCAAAUGAGCAAAGUAGUAUUUGGAGAUAUGUUACUACUGUUCUGCUUAUCGAUCUCCAAUAAAUUAGCGAUGCAAUGUAAAUUCCAGUUUCUGGCUCCUAUUAUAUGUUAUAUGAUAUUCCUGGCCUUUGGUUUGGUUUAA
Messenger RNA from Panicum hallii, 2878 nucleotides. Its product is annotated as protein VAC14 homolog. The record is from RefSeq and is a predicted model, not a curated record. Gene Ontology annotation, cellular component: endosome membrane; PAS complex. The transcript has 20 exons. Bases 336 to 2474 code for a protein of 712 amino acids. Gene Ontology annotation, biological process: positive regulation of kinase activity; phosphatidylinositol biosynthetic process. NCBI's taxonomy places the organism in Eukaryota, Viridiplantae, Streptophyta, Magnoliopsida, Poales, Poaceae.